Durotheca rogersii is the source of this 540-nucleotide messenger RNA. RefSeq lists its product as uncharacterized. The coding region runs from base 1 to 540 and encodes 179 amino acids. The record is from RefSeq and is a predicted model, not a curated record. The transcript is spliced from 2 exons. Lineage: Eukaryota; Fungi; Ascomycota; Sordariomycetes; Xylariales; Xylariaceae.
AUGAAUAGCAUCACAGAGCAAUUCGACGCCCUCCUCGUCUUAUCCGGAGCGACACUUGGCCUCGCUCUCGAUAUUGUUACCAACAAUGACAAUCGCGGGUCCGCACUUGAAAAACGUGAUAUGACCGACGACUGGAACCGUGCCAACCCACAUAACUGGAUCGCAAGUUUGUAUUUGUGCCCGCAGGGAGUUGACGGCAUUUCGAAUUACAACGCUGAGUCCGUUUGGAAUGCGUUCCGGCGUGGCUUCGGGCUAUUGUACAGGACAAGGGAAGCGGACCGCCCGCGUUGGGGCGACACCGUGUUCCCGCACAGGUUCCAGCCGCACGACUUCCACGCACCGACCGAGAACCUGGGCUUCGCCAACAGCAACCGCCUAUACAUGUUUCCGCUAAACCCCCGGCCUGUCCCCAGCGUGGCCCGGACCCAUCCAAACCCCUACCCUGCCGCCGAGCAAUUUACCGAAAUCGACGAGAUGUGGGAGGGCAACUAUGACGACGAACAUUUACUCCCUUGGCCUGAUACCCUCGGCGGUUCCUAG